Molecule: messenger RNA, 3574 nt
Organism: Etheostoma spectabile (orangethroat darter)
Lineage: Eukaryota; Metazoa; Chordata; Actinopteri; Perciformes; Percidae
Product: STKc_p38 domain-containing protein
Exons: 12
Coding region: 108-1202 (364 amino acids)
Biological process (GO): protein phosphorylation
Molecular function (GO): MAP kinase activity; ATP binding
Source: RefSeq, a predicted model, not a curated record
CUCACACCUUCACUGCAAGGUCUUACCUGUCAGGUUGACACUCCACCGCUGGCUACUAACGUCAGACGACCUAAACCCUGAGUGGAAAGUGAAAAGGAACCCGCGCCAUGGAGUCUCCAGUGAAGACGUCUCCCGUCAGACCGGGCUACCACAGACUGGAGGUCCAGAAAACGACGUGGGACGUCCCGGAGAGAUACACGGCGCUGAAGUCGAUUGGCUCCGGGGCCUACGGGACAGUGUGUUCUGCCGUUGACCAGAAGACCAAGGAGAAGGUGGCCAUCAAGAAGCUGUAUCGUCCUUUCCAGUCCCUGAUCCACACCAAACGGGCCUACAGGGAACUCCGACUGCUCCGCCACAUACAGCAUGAAAAUGUGAUCUGCCUCCUUGACGUCUUCACACCUGACUUCACACUGGAGAAAUUCCAAACCUUUUAUAUGGUAAUGCCAUUAGUAGCCCAGGAUCUGGGCCACAUUAUGAAGAGGCGGAGAUUAACUGAUCGCAUCAUCACAUACCUGUUCUACCAGCUUCUAAGGGGACUCAAGUAUAUUCAUUCUGCGGGGAUCGUUCAUCGGGAUCUGAAGCCCGGUAACCUUGCUGUGAGUGAGAACUGUGAAUUAAAGAUCCUGGAUUUCGGCCUGGCAAGACAGACAGAAGGGGAAAUGACUGGUUAUGUUGUGACGCGCUGGUACAGAGCACCAGAGGUCAUAUUCAACUGGAUGCACUACAGUCAAACAGUGGAUGUGUGGUCAGCUGCUUGUAUCCUGGCUGAGAUGAUUACUGGCCAGGUGCUUUUCCCAGGAGAGGACAGUAUUGAUCAGCUGAAGAGGAUCCUCCAUCUGACAGGAACACCAGACCCCUCCCUGGUCCAGAAGAUGCAGAGUAAAGAUGCCCAAUCUUAUGUGAAAGGUCUUCCCCCGCAAAAGAAGAAAAACUUCAAGGAAGUGUUUGCGUCCAUGGAUGGAAAUGCUGUGGACAUACUGGAGGGGAUGUUACUGCUGGACCCGGAGACGAGGCUGACAGUUAAGCAGGGACUGUCUCACCCCUUCCUGGCUGAAUAUCAUGACCCGGAGAGCGAGCCAGACUCCGAGCCGUACGACGACUCCUUCGAGAACCUGGAUCUCGCUGUUGGGGAGUGGAAGAGUCUUAUCCACAUGGAGAUCAUGACCUUCGACCCCGACAACCCCAGAAAGACAGCCAUGUAGACGCUGUGACGUGCUUACACCUCCCAGUGUUUGGUUAAAAUACAGACACCAACUGUAAAGGUCAACACUGUCAACCUGAGACAAACAUCUACAAAAAUACAUCAAAAGUAUUUUUGGUGCAUCUGAUAUGUAUUGCAAUUGAAAUGCAUGUUACAAAACGGCAGCUUUACUUUGUAUGGUGGCCUGUACAGGACCAGGUUUUGGUUCUGUAAUUUAGACACCUAUUUGAAUAGAAAUGGCAUCACCUCAAACUUGAUCAAAAACCCUGAACCACUGCUGUCUCCUCAUUUCAAAAAGUAUAAAAUAUUUUGACGAAAUUAAUUUUAACUCAAGGUCUUGACCAGAGGUGGAAAGUAAUGAAUUACAUUUACUCACGUUACUGUAAAUGAGUAGCUUUUUUUGUGUGUAGUUCUAUUUUUUAAAAGUAGUUUUUAAAAUUUUACUUUAACUUAAAGCUACAUUUUAUAAGAAUUUCUCCCAUCUAGCGUUGAGAUCAUAUAUCGCAAUCAACUCUCUCUCGCCGCGCAGUUCAAAGUAGCCUAGGUAUUGCAGCUACGGUAGCCGUGACGCUUCAAAUAACAAAAGUGUACAAAAGGCCGUCUAUCGGGCGUGGUUGUUGGAGUGCGUGUCAGAGAGUGGCGUGGACGCGCAGCACCCGACGGAAAGGAUAGGGAAAGAAAGAGCAGCGGUCCGGAGGAUAAUUAACUAGUUGGGAUUUGGUGUGUGAAUCCAAAGCAGCUCCAAAGUUCACUCUUCUUUCUGAUGACGCCGGUCUCUUGCUCUUUGCAAUAUCCGUUUUCUUUUUCUGGGCGAGGAAGAAGACUCCUGUUCCUGAAAGUUGGAUUUUGAAUAUGUGUGGUCCUCCGUGUUUCCUUCGGGAAGCGAUGAUACCCAUUAGCAGCCGUCGUGAGUCAAAAACGCGAAAGGCGGCGCGGCAUAGCCUGCAUGUCCCUUACAGGCUAACGUAUUUCAAGAUGCCGCAUGACUACGGAAAGUCUACUGUCGGAACACGAUCCGUCCUGCCUGCACGAUCCGUUCUGCGCAUGUGCAAUACGUUAGCGCAUGCGCAGAUGAUAUCAUGAUGAACGCGGAUUUACGACACCGCACGAUCUGUUCCCAUAGACAGUUAAAGAAAGUCCGUUCACCUCCACCGGAAAGCUAACGACGUUAGUUUAGCUAACAGCUAAUUUGGCUAACCACUAGCUGAGACAGCAUGUAAAAGACCCUCAAAACUUAAAAUAACAGUUAAAAUAUAUAACAGCUGUUACGUCAGUUGUACUUUACUUGUGCUCAUUUAAAAUACAAUCACUCAAUACUUGUCUUUAUUAUUACUGUAAAGUCUUAAUUUAGCUGCAGCUGCUUUUCCCAGUGUUUACUUUGAGUAAUGUUAUUUUAGGCUGAAUCAAGCUGUCAGCUAGCGAUUAGCCAAAUUAGCUUUUAGCUAAACCAACGUCGUUAGCUUUCCAGUGGCGGCUAACAACAGACCGCUACUGUGGAACAGAUCGUGCAGUGCUGUAAAUCCCUGGUAAAUCUUCGGACAUCAUGAUUAUCAUCUGCGCGUGCGCAACCAUAGUGCACAUGCGCAGAACAAAUCGUUCAGGCAGGACGGAUCGUGUACCGACAUCUACCCCAGUUCAUGCAAGCGUAAAUGUAAAAUUUCAAGCCAAUAGGUAUACUUGAAAUUGAUGGUGGUGGUCAAUAUUCAUAAAAAAGGACACGUUUGUGAACAGGCAACACCGAUUUUGACAACUACAAACGUUACACAAUGUAGCUUUAAGUGUGUUUUGUUUGAAGUGUUUGCUACAUUUUAAAUCACAUCCGAUACUGGGUAUAAAAAGGUCUCUAAUGUUGUUUUGUGUUGUUGCUUUGUGCCCUCAUCAAAUCACAAAAGACGGCGAUUUAAUCAAGUAUAAAUUAGAGAUUAAAUAAGUAAAAACAUGUAUAUUUACCCCCCCCCACUGGUAAAAAGUAACUUUUACUCUGAGUAAAUUUUAAAGGAGCUACUUUUUACUUUUACUUGAAUAGAUUUUUUACACCGGUACAUGUACUUAUACUUAAGUGAAAGUUCAGCAAAGUAAUAGUACUUCUACUUAUGCAGAAUAUUUUCUUGCUAUUUCAACCUCUGGUCUUGACUCUUAUUUAUAUUACCUUUUGUAAUAUAAAAAUAGUAAAGAUAACCCUGGCUUAGAAAAAAAAAAUAGUCUUAGUUACAUUUCAUCCAACUUUAAUUUUGUAUGUUUUGUGUCACACAUACAUAAUAUGCAAAUGCAUUUUAUGCGAUUUGGAAAGACGCAGGAUUUUUUUUUUGGAUCACCAUCUUUACUGUUGGAACACACUGGAAUUGUUUGCAAAUAAACCUCUGUAUAAAAUGA